AUGUGUAGUGUAUUGUUAUAUCAACAGGGCACUAUUUAUAUGUACAGUAUGCCGAAAGUUUGGUACCGUAUCAGGCGCAAUCAGGUGGUUAUUCUUAUAGUAGUGGUAUUUUCUCUGCUUUAUUAUAUUUCACUAAGCAGCACUCUCCGAGAACCUAACUUGGAUAUAACACGGAGUGCUAGCGAUUUACUAAAGCGUGAAACUAACCUAGCUUCUUUGCCUGCGAGAGACAUAGUUAAUGCACCACACGACUAUAACAACAGAAACUCCGUGGCAGAGUAUAUAGAAAAACGAUUGGAAGAAGCGUUAAAGGAAGAUAAGGGUACUGGAUGUGAGAUCCCCAAAUUAGACCCCUUCGCUCCGGAAGUCACCAAAUUUGACAAGGACCUGCCAAAAGUAGUUUGCUAUGGUGUGGACUGGGUAAAGUGUUAUUUGGACGAAUGUAAAGUCGUGCCUGAAAUAUUGGACAGUACGAGCGAUGUGGUCUGCACGUACAAUGAUAUCAUCUAUGAGAGCGAUGAUAAGUACACAAUCGGUCCGCCCACAGAAAAACGAGGUUCAGAUGUUUACCCACUGAUAAAGAGCGACCACGUGAAGAUUAAAUGCACUGGGACACACGAAAACAGCAUUCUACCCGCGAAAUGGCUGGGCCACGGCGUUGGAUUUCGAUCGACAGUGACACCAAAACCACCACCAGAAGGAAGGGAAAACACAUAUAACAUUAUGUUCCUCGGUUUCGAUUCUACCGCCAAAAAUGGUUUUAUAAGACGUAUGCCGAAAAGCUAUAAGGUUGUUAAAGAAAUUGUUGGUGCUACAAUUCUAAACGCGUAUAAUAUAGUUGGGGACGGUACACCGGCCGCGCUUUUCCCGUUUUUAACUGGCAAAACGGAAUUGGAGUUGCCAGAUGUUAGGAAAAAAUUGAGAAACAAAAGCAGUUUGGAUGUUAUGCCGUUCAUAUUUUACAAGCUGAAAGAUGAUGGAUAUCGAACUGCCUACUUCGAAGACAUGCCAUGGAUAGGAACGUUCCAAUAUCGCUUCAACGGUUUCAAAAACCAGCCGGCCGACCACUACCUUCGUGACUUUUAUUUGGAAGAGUCCCAGAACGGAAAGAGGUGGGGCAGCAAGAGUAAGAAGUACUGUGUGGGUGAUACGCCGCAGUUCGAGUUGAUGAUGAAUAUUACUGACCAGUUCUUCAAGCUCGAUGGAAAAAAGUUUUGUUUUACAUUCAUAGCGGAUAUAACGCACGAUGACUUCAACAUGAUACCAACUGCCGACGAUGCGUUAGCGGUUUUUCUUACUAACUUCAUGGAGAGGGGUCUGGGCAAGAACACUAUGCUUCUAUUGUUUGGAGAUCACGGUCCGAGAUAUGCUCACGUCAGAGAUACUUUGCAAGGAAAGUUUGAAGAGCGCUUACCCCUUAUGGCUAUAAGGCUACCUGAUGACCUAAAAGAGGCCAGGCCGGAAGCCCAAGAGAACUUGGACCAGCCGAUACCGAAAAAUCGUUCGUGCAGCGAAGCUGGUAUCGAGCCUCACUGGUGCUCAUGUCUUUCAUGGGAGGACGUGAAUGAAAACGAUCCCAUGUACAAGAAAGCUGCGCAAGCGCUAGUCGAUUUUAUAAAUUCCCUCACUGAAGAUGUAAGGUCCAAAUGUGUGCCUCGCACUCUGCAGUCCACAUCGUGGGUUAUGCACAAGCGUCCCAACAAUGGCGUCUUGACUUUCGUGGAGGCGAAAGAUACGGACGGCUACGUAGGGAAAUUUGGGAAACGCGUCAAAACGAAUAAGGAGGACUAUACGGUGAAGAUUUCAGUCGGUCCCAACAACGGCGUCUACGAAGGAUCUAUGACGUACUACGUUCAGGAGGAUAAAUUCCAUAUUGACGCCAGAGAUAUAUCUAGAACUAAUGCUUACAACGACGAGCCCAGCUGUAUAAGCGCGACACAUCCACAUCUAAAUAUGUAUUGCUUUUGUAAAGAAUUCCUUUAG
Messenger RNA from Leptosia nina, 1983 nucleotides. Lineage: Eukaryota; Metazoa; Arthropoda; Insecta; Lepidoptera; Pieridae. The record is from the annotation of a GenBank genome assembly.